Molecule: messenger RNA, 918 nt
Organism: Aspergillus pseudoviridinutans
Lineage: Eukaryota; Fungi; Ascomycota; Eurotiomycetes; Eurotiales; Aspergillaceae
Product: NmrA/HSCARG family protein
Exons: 3
Coding region: 1-918 (305 amino acids)
Source: RefSeq, a predicted model, not a curated record
AUGUCGAAACUCAUCACCGUCUUUGGCGCUACAGGUAACCAAGGGGGCUCAGUCAUCCGUGCCAUUCUUGCGGACCCCAGCCUGUCGAAGGAGUUCAAAAUACGUGGCGUCACGCGUGAUCCCAGUAAGCCAGCGGCGAAAGAGCUGGCGGCACAGGGCGUUGAAUUAAUGAGCGCUGAUAUGUCUGCCGUCGAGGCAGUUGCCCCGGCUCUGAAGGACGCUCACACCGUCUUCCUGGUGACGAAUUACUGGGAAUCUGUCUCCCAUGAUGUUGAAUAUCAGCAGGGGAAAAAUGUUACGGACGCAGCCAAGGCAGCCGGUGUCUCCCAUCUGAUCUUUUCUUCCUUGAUAAAUGUUACCGAGGCCUCUAAGGGUGCUCUCCCGAAUGUUCCGCAUUUUGAUGGGAAAGCUGAAAUUGCGAAGUACAUCCGGGCCAGCGGUGUUCCCGCCACUUUCGUAAUGCCUGGUUAUUUCAUGAGUAACCUAAUCCAGUCCCUACAGAAGCAAGAGGAUGGCAGCUACCAAAUGUAUCUUCCAAUCAGCAAUGCUGCUCGAUUCCCCCUUUUUGAUGUGGUGAACGAUACCGGCAAAUUUGUGGUUGCAGCUAUCAAGAAACGGUCCUCUGUUCUCGGAAAGGACAUCUACGAAGCUGCGGACUACUAUUCACCAUCGCGCAUCGUGAGUGAGUUCACCGAGGUUACUGGGAAGAAAGCCUCUUGGUUCCAGAUCCCUGGCGACAAGUACAAGUCAUUCCUGCCACCUCCUGUGGCGCAGGAGCUUCUUGAAAACCACCUUCUGUUGGAAGGUACCGGGUAUUAUGCUGGCGCAGACCUGAAGGACAGUCUCAAUCUAUUAGAGCAGAAGCCCACCAUGUGGAAGGAAUUUGUCGCCCAGAAUGUGGCCAAAUUUCUCGACUGA